Molecule: messenger RNA, 1505 nt
Organism: Pantherophis guttatus
Lineage: Eukaryota; Metazoa; Chordata; Lepidosauria; Squamata; Colubridae
Product: dual specificity protein phosphatase 12
Biological process (GO): protein dephosphorylation
Cellular component (GO): nucleus
Molecular function (GO): protein tyrosine/serine/threonine phosphatase activity
Source: RefSeq, a predicted model, not a curated record
AGACCUCUGAUUUAAAGGAAUUCAGAAGUCGUUUCCGCUACUGGAAGUCUCCACUUCCCCGGGCUCAUCUUUUGUAUUCUCCGCCACACACCGGCCGCGCGGAGAACAAGGCCGGGCGCUGCGAGGGCGGGGCAACGGGAGCCUCCGUCGUUUCCUCCUGGCCGCGCCAAGGCCAUGGUGCCGGUGCUUCCGCGGCUGUAUCUGAGCGGCGCCGAUCUUGGCCCGGCAGACGGUUCCGAGAAGCCAGCCGUCACGGCGCUGCUGCAGGUGGACUCGGAGCCUCCCGGAGCCGCUGCGCUUGCGGCCUUCGAGAGCACCCUGUUUGUGCAGGCGCUGGACCGGCCGCAGAGCGAUGUGCUGAGUCGCCUGGACGAGUGCGUGGCUUUUCUUAGCCAAGUCCUGGAGGGCGGAGGAAGCGCCCUGGUGCGCUGUCAUGCUGGAGUUAGUCGAAGUGUUGCUAUUGUGACUGCCUAUUUAAUGAAAACUAAUCAUCUUACUUUUCAAGAGGCCUAUGCCUUUGUUCAAGCCAUCAAACCUGAUGCUAAGAUGAAUGAAGGCUUUGAGUGGCAACUGCAACUCUAUGAAAAAAUGGGUUGUAAGGUUGAUGUUAGCAGUAUUAUUUAUAAGCAGUAUCGUUUGAAAAACAUUACAGAGAACUGUCCUGAGACAGAAGGUUUGCCUGGUCAUGUCUUCGCAAUUGAUCCAAACACAAUACAUCAAAUCCCAAAUCAUGACAUUUUUUACAGGUGCAGGAAAUGCAGCCCAACCCAACUCACAGGGUUGUUGUGGGGAAAAAAAGGAGGAGGAAGGAGCAUUAGGCGUUUGCUGUUCCGUAGUUCAAGCAUUUUACCCCAUGAUGAAGGCAAAGGACCUGCAGCCUUUGCUCACAAAAAAGUUUCAGAACCUGGACCUUUAGGCCAUGCAGGUCAAUCAAACUGUACUUCUUACUUUAUUGAGCCAGUGCAAUGGAUGGAGGCAGCACUAUUAGGAGUGUUGGAAGGACAGCUCCUGUGCCCAAAAUGUACAUCAAAAUUGGGUUCUUUUCAUUGGCAUGGUGAGCAGUGUUCCUGUGGUCAUUGGGUGACUCCAGCCUUCCAGAUUCACAAGAAUCGUGUUGAUGAAGUAAAAAGAUUGCCCAUUGGGGAGCCAAAGAAUGUGAGAAAGUGAACUUGGUUGUAUUAGGACAGCUGCAUAUACCUGGCAUAAAGAGACACAAUUUAAUCAAUGCUUUAAAUAUCAGUGGCCUUGUACAGUAUUUUUCUUUUGACUUUACAAUAAUAGUAGGCCAAAUAUACUUGCAUAUCACAACGGAACAUUUCUUGAAAUAGUUUUAAUUACUUAAACUGAACACUAAAAUUUGUGGUCACACCAGGGUACAUUUGCACAACAUGACUGCUACCAACCAAGAUUACUGUAGCUGCAAAUAUGUCUAGAGGCGCUUCCUUCUGAACAACUCUGCAUUGUGUAUGUGAACUGCAUUUUCCCAAUAAAAAUAAUUCCUGAAA